AUGACUAUGGAACUGGACUUCCCUCGUCGUCGUAUCUUCAACACUACGUUCUCUACCCCUGCCAACGCCACGGGCGCGUCAAAGCCUGUCUAUCAAAUUGUAACUUCACGUACAUGGGCAUUCUUCCCUGAUAAGACUACGAUUAUGCGCUAUAGCGAUGGUGAAUCGCAGAAUUGGUGUGUUGUCGCGGAGAUCAUUUGGAAUUGGCCGUCGCAGGAUAGGAGUUAUGUUCAUUAUGUUCCUUGGACGUGGAGAGGGAUUCUUGAAACCUACACCUGGCGCUCAUACGGUUUCGAGCCCACGCUGUACGACGCAAAAGGCAACAUAGCCGUAACGUACAAGCGCGACCCGGCCGGACUCCGUCCACCCAAUAGCCCAUCUCCACUCGGACAUCUCAAGUUCAGUCCCGAGAUUGCGCAAAAUCCAUCUGUGAUGGAUGCUAUGUUCACGUCGUUCUUCAUCUUCAAGACUUGCAGGGACGUGUCAUUCCCUUGGCAGAAGAAGUCGAUGAACCCUCAUGAUCAACAACCACCUAAGCAGAUGCAUGCAGUACUGCAACCGGUUGAGGAACAGAAGCCGGUGCAGGAGCAGACAAAGCAGGAAGGUGAGCCGACGAAAGAUGGUGAAGAGAAGAAGGAAGAAGAGAAGAGGCCGGAGAGUGGUCAACACCAGGAUCAGGCAAGGGUUGACAAGAAUCAAACUUUCACUGUAUCUGAGAUAAGUUACCACCAGAUCUGCGCAAUUUAUCUACCUGAGAUUGACUCCGCCUCGAUGCCGAUCUGGCAGUUUACGGUCCUUUUCAAGCGGGUCCAAGGAUCGAUCGCCACUCUCCACCUCACCACCACAUCUCCUAAUCACCACAUAACCAUCUCCGAUAUACAGAAAAAGUCAGAGAACACGUUCAUUCUUCUAUACACCAACGGUGCCUGGCAUAUGCGUACGCAUCUGGUUCUAACGUAUAAUCACAGCAUGCCCGUGUUUCGUAAAUCCCCGUCGUCAAAACAAAGCAUAAACAUCCUCCCUUACCUCCGGAGCGCCUCAUCGAAGCUCAGCCUCAGCGCACUAAGCUCCACCUCUUCCAUCGGCGCACUCUUCACUUCUUCCUCGCCCUCCACUUCCGGUUCUUCCCGGUCCUUAUUCAAGAGUGGCACACGAGGCAAAGAUAAAGAGAACACCUCUCCCACGCCCUCUCCGUCCUCAAAGGACAAGUCGAAGAAGGGGAAGAAGAAAAGUGGGGGUAGCGCGUAUCCCGAGAUCUCCGCACCGCAGUUAACGCCUGACUCGCUCGAAGCUGUCAAGGCGCGCUUCACGCUUAUACCACUUGCGAAGUCCGAGCCGUGCGUGGAGGAUGAAACUGACGUGGUUAUCGUUAGUGAGGUCGAUUAUUACGACAUGCCUAUCUCGAUUUCUGUACCUCAGAUCAAGAGGAAGGCUAGCCGGGCUGUGUAG
This is a messenger RNA of Fomitiporia mediterranea MF3/22, 1449 nucleotides long. RefSeq lists its product as uncharacterized. The record is from RefSeq and is a predicted model, not a curated record. Lineage: Eukaryota; Fungi; Basidiomycota; Agaricomycetes; Hymenochaetales; Hymenochaetaceae. The transcript is spliced from 8 exons. Bases 1 to 1449 code for a protein of 482 amino acids.